Molecule: messenger RNA, 5358 nt
Organism: Nothobranchius furzeri (turquoise killifish)
Lineage: Eukaryota; Metazoa; Chordata; Actinopteri; Cyprinodontiformes; Nothobranchiidae
Gene: fam135a
Product: family with sequence similarity 135 member A
Source: RefSeq, a predicted model, not a curated record
GACUUAACCGCUCAGUGAGCAGCUGCAGCAGCGCCUGCUGUCAGCUCCGUCCGCAGAUUGAGCCCGCGGUUAGCUGGAUUUGCCUAGCAAACAGCCACAUAGUCGCUCAGCUCUGUGCUUAAUUCGGACUGCGGUUGUCCUUGUACACGUUACCGGACAAGUAAGCGAAGCAAUACGGGUUUUUAUUUUUCUGCCAGCAGCCCACAGUCAAGAGGACGAGUAGAGAACUGAAAUUUAAGCUAACACUGGUUAGCUAGCGAGCUAACGUUAGCUUGCCAACGCAAUGGCCAUCAGAUGUAUUCAAGAUGACGUGAAGGACCUCUUCUUGUAGAGACCAAGAUGACUGAAGUCCAGGCCACAGUGGAGUUCUCUGUGGAGCUCCACAAGUUCUACAACGUGGACCUGUUUCAACGGGGGUUCUACCAGAUGCGUGCCAGUCUUAAGAUGCCUCCACGUGUUCCACACAGAGUGGAAACCAGUCUGCUUCAUGCAGGAGGCUCUGAUCUGGCGUUCCCUGCUUCAGUCCAAGAUGACGUCAUCUGCAGCAAAACUUUCCAAAUCCUGUAUAAGAACGAGGAGGUUGUUGUGAACGACGUCCUUCUAUUCAAAGUGAUGAUGUUGCUGGAUGAGAAGAAGGUGGAAGAGUCCCUCAGUGACAUGGAUUUUCAGCUCUUCCUGGAUUUAUAUUUUACAGAUGGUGAUUACACGCCAGAUGAUCCAAGCACUCUACAGAACAUCAGCAGCCGCAUACUUCGUUUGCACUUUAGCCUUCAGCGAGGCAUCCACCAACACAUUAAUGUUAUGUUUGACUAUUUCCACUUGUCUGUCAUCUCUGUCAUCGUCCAUGCUUCCCUUGUGGCUCUGCAUCAGCCCCUCAUCAGUUUACCUCGACCGGUGAAAACCACCUGGCUCAACCGAAACGCUCCAGCACAGAGCAAAGAUUCUGUGAUCCCACCUCUGGAGAACGUCGUCUUUGGCAGCAGCUAUGUCAAACAGGCGUCACCAGACGGCAGGGCGUUCCUGGUGUCUGACCACUGUCUGCAGCAUGCCUUCAGUCUACAUCAAAACCUUUGCUCCAGUCUUCUGAUAGCCUACCGGGGCCUUUUUGGCUACUUCACCUCCAUCACCAAGGACCUGCCCUCCUCCCAUCGUAUGGAACUAGCCAAGCCCAGUAUGCAGGUCCUAUAUGAGCGGGUACUCAGAAGACCCUAUCCCCGAGGUGAACGACACGUCUACAUAGAGCAACUUGACUUAGACGCCCGUCUAGCUGAGCUAUGUGAACAAGUCAAGCAGAAAGCUGAGUCUCCAGAUGAGCUGGCAGAAUUAGUAAAUAUGAACUUGGCUCAGCUCUGCUCCCUGCUUAUGGCUCUCUGGGGACAGUUUCUGGAAGUUGUGUCCCUGCAGGAGCACAUCGCUGCACUACUAGCCAUGGAGCACCAUACACUAAGAGUUAGACGGUUUGCUGAAGCUUUCUUUUGUCUUGAACAUCCAAGACAGUCUGCACUGGCAUACCAGGAGCUACAUGCUCACAGUCACCAACAGAUGACUAACGCUAUCAAGAGCUCCAGCUACUUCCUCUGUUUGCCUCCACUUCCUGUGGAAUGUGCAGACCUUGAUGGUGACGUUAGUUCUCUACCAAUCAUCUUUGAGGACAGAUAUCUGGACUCUAUAACUGAAGAUCGUGACGGACCUUGGUUGGGAAUGCACAAUACGAGGACUGGUCCCGUUUCUGGUAAAACUGAGAAACCUAAUACAAAGGAUUCCAGCGCAACAGCCACCCCCAUGCCCGAGUCCAGUUGCACACCUACGGAUAACACCUACCUGGAUCAUUUUGAUCCACCACCAAAGUCCAAAGGCAAAUCUGUUAAGCUGAAGAAAAAUUCAAAGACUGACAACUCUAAGAAGUUGAUUAGACAAGGAUCUAAGGACUCUGUGGUUUUAGUGGGCUAUAAGAAUCUUAAAGCCUCUUUUGGUGACGCCAGUACAAAGUACAAGGAAGAGGAGCCUUCGCUUAGCCAAGCUGAGGAAAGACACACCUUGCAGCAGGACUUGAGUAAUGUUUUACGGACUAAUGCUGGCUCUGUUUUGGACUCUGGUGGAACAUUGGCACACCCUGCUCCAGAUGAAAAUAUAACUAACCCUGCUUGUCCAAUAGGUGCCUCUACUCAGGAGUCACAAAGUAAACCUCAGGCAGGUACUGGGGCUAUUGCUACAAGCCAGCAAAUCCAAAAAGACGAGCAUGUUGACCUCAGUGGCCAAAAACUGCCACCGCUGCCUGCUGGGCUAAAGCAAAACGAGGUGAAGCCAAGUAACAAGGACCCAGUGCAAGCGGAUAAGGAUCUUCUAGGUCAUACAGUUGGAAGUUUUAGUUGUAGUGUUCCUGAAAUCCCCCAGACCAAUGCUUGUGACUCUGCGGUGGAUUUUGUCUUUGAAAAGCCGAGUAAAGAGGCGACGCAUCGUAGUCAUGGCUGCGUGGUCUCAGUACAGCUAAAGAGUGAGUGCAUCAGACUGCCGGAUGUGGGAGUCCCUAGUGCCUCAUCUCGCCUCUCGGACUCGGGCAUUGAAAGUGAGCCCAGUUCCUUUGACACUCAGCUCGUUCUAGGAUCUCAUGUGGGUCCAGGUGUGACCGAGUCCGGUGUUCCUGUUUCCCAUGCCGUGAAGAAUCCUGCUCCUCUGCCUGCUCAACAAACUGCAGUGCAAAAGCCCAGUUGUCCAGGAGAAAGUCUGUUCCCAGAAAACUCGAGUGCUGUCAGUGGAGUCCAGUCCUCCCUCACUUCCAUCAAUUCCCUGCCUUCAGACGAUGAGGGCGAAGGCUCCUCUAAGAGCUCCGGUGGAGCUGAGGUCCGAGGCAGGAAGUCCAGUGUUUUGGUGCAGGAGCAGAGUUUGGUGUUCUCUGGAGAGGUCGAUAAAAUGACAGACACAAUCUGCCAUCCUGAUGAUGCUGCUGGAGAUUUCCAGCUGAGAAAACCCACCUCUGAUCUUGAAACGGAUCCUGAGUGUUUAGAAUUUGUAGUAGAGGAGGAGGCAGGUGGAUCUGGGAUGUUCAAAGAAUCUCGUAGUGAGCCCCACACAGCCUGCCCCUCCAGUAACUCCGCCACCAGUAGCACCGACCUGGUGAAACGGGGGAUGGUGGAGAACUACUUUGGCUCGCGCUCCAGCAUAGAUGUGUCCGAGAUCAGCCCAGUAGAAACAUCCGCCAUCACACUGGGAAUCCAGACAGGGACGCAGGUGGAGGAAGACGAGGAUGAGCCUGAACAUGAGAUGAUCGAGAAUGGUUUCUAUGAGGAAGGUGACGGCUAUUCCUUUGUGAACGGCGUUGCUGAUGAUGAACAAACCGCACCUGAGAUCGGAGCUGCCCAAGAGAUGGGUUUUCUGUUUGAGCAGCUUGGCACUAGUUACCUUCACGAAAAGGAUUUAUCUACAGCUCCUCUACAUUCCAGUCUGGCCACCAGCAGUGUUGGGCAUAGUUUGGGUAGAUGUUCCUAUUCCUCCGCCUCCUUGGCUUCCAGCAUAAAUUGGUUUGAAUGUGCACCUAGGCCACAGAUGAAGGCGUUCAUCAAGGCCAAGGAAGAAAUGAAGCAGCUGAAGCUGCCUGGUUUCUUGUACAGUGAGCUUCCUGAGCUGGCUUCCACCGUACCUUAUUUCAGCUUGGAGGAAGAUGAAGGCUGUGAAGAAGGCAUCCAUCUCAUCGUGUGUGUCCAUGGCCUGGACGGUAACAGUGCAGACCUGAGACUUGUGAAGACCUACCUGGAGCUUGGACUGCCUGGUGCUCGCAUAGACUUCCUGAUGUCUGAGAGGAAUCAGAACGACACCUUUGCUGACUUUGAGUCGAUGACUGACCGACUGCUGGAUGAAAUAGUCCAGUACAUUCAGAUAUACAGCCUCACUGUGGCAAAGAUCAGCUUUGUGGGUCAUUCUUUGGGAAACCUCAUAGUUCGCUCCGUGCUAACCAGACCCAGGUUUAAAUGUUACCUGAGCAAGCUCCACACCUUCCUGUCUCUGUCUGGACCUCACCUGGGCACUCUAUACAACAGCUCCGCUUUGGUCAACACAGGCCUGUGGUUCAUGCAGAAGUGGAAAAAAUCCGGGUCCCUCCUGCAGCUGACGUGUCGUGAUCACUCUGACCCUCGCCAAACUUUCCUGUACAAACUCAGCAAAAAAUCCGGUCUGCAGUAUUUUAGGAAUGUGGUGCUGGUGGGGUCACUGCAGGAUCGAUAUGUUCCCUAUCAUUCUGCUCGGAUAGAGAUGUGCAAAACGGCACUAAAGGACAAACAGACAGGGCCUGUGUAUGCAGAGAUGAUCGAGAACCUGCUGCUGCCAGUUCUUCAGAACGAAAACUGUAAUCUCGUAAGAUAUGAUGUCAUUCACGCACUGCCCAACACAGCCAACUCUCUCAUUGGUCGAGCUGCACACAUUGCUGUCCUGGAUUCUGAGAUCUUCCUGGAGAAGUUCUUCCUUGUUGCAGGCCUCAAGUACUUUCAGUAGACCUGCAUCCCAGUUCCAGACAUGGACGCCAGGAAGUGGAACGUGGCUCUAAUACCUCACUGCAGUUAAUGUUAUUCUGAUGGUGGUCUCUUGAUAAUCUAAUCAUUUCUCAAAUACAGUUUAAUUAUUGUUUUUUAUGUUCAUAUUGUAAUCAUGAUGGAUAUGGAGUUCAUUUUUAUUUUUCUAUUGUAAUUUUUUUUAACAUUAAAAUUUGUGUUUGGGGAAAUAAUUUUCCCUUUCAUGUUAAUUUUUUAGUGUUAUUUAUGUCUUAUGUUAUGUAUUUUUCUUUUACUCCAAGGUAAUCAAGAAAUUUUCAGACUCUGAACUGGAAUUAUAGCUGCUACAAAAAUGAAAUGGCUGUUUUUGGUGAGCCAGCCCAAGUCAAGGCCGCACACACGGCUCUCAGCACUCACCAGUUUUAAAAGACACUGCAUUGAUUUGCACCACAACUACAUUUUACAAGCUUUUGUACUACAUUUGUACAAGUUCCUUUUUUAUCAAUUGUCCAUCACUUUUUAAGGCAAAGAUUGCAUUUGAAAUAGGAUUGUUGCUCAGAUUUUGCAGCUCUGGCUUUGAUCUUGAUGCUGUUGCUGCACAUUUACCCAGCCUGGUGUUGGGAGAGGAAAGCUUUACCUAGAACAUGACACUUUAUUACAAGGGUUCUAAACUAUGAUCACUGUUCAGAAAUAAGCACACGUUGGUUUUUAUGAAAUUGUCAAACGCAAGUAUUUAGUCGAUUAUUUGGUGAUGAUUUAUGUGUUAAACUGGAAAGUAUUGGUUGGAUUUAACAAAUGGUUUUCUGAGCAGUUGUUUAUUUAUAUAUAUAUAUAUAUACACACAUUGUACUCAAACAAUAAAUAUGCAUAUUUUAAA